UGAUCAUGUGAUAUUGUCUGCAAUAAUCGGACAAGAUGUCGAUGUUUGCCUUUGUUACUUGCUGUUUACUUUGUUUAUGUCAUGCGAUUCCUACAUCAAAAGAGGCAAAAUGUGGAUAUGAUAGCUGCAAUCCCGUAAAGGAUGAUAUGAUCAACGUUCACUUGGUUCCUCAUACACACGAUGAUGUUGGAUGGCUGAAGACUGUCGACCAGUACUAUUAUGGGGCACGCAAUGAAAUCCAGAAUGCUGGUGUCCAGUACGUUCUCGAUUCUGUCAUCCCAGCACUUGUCAGCGACCCAAACAAGCGCUUCAUCUACGUGGAGAUUGCGUUCUUUGCUCGCUGGUGGCGGGAACAGACAGACAGCAUGAGACAUGUAGUGAAGGGGCUUGUAAAUUCAGGUCAGUUUGAGUUCAUCCUGGGAGGAUGGUGCAUGAAUGAUGAGGCUUCCACUCACUAUAAUGCCAUGAUAGACCAGCAUGCCCUGGGCUUUGAGUUUCUUCGACAAAACUUUGGCGAGUGUGGACGGCCUCGUAUUGGCUGGCAGAUUGACCCAUUCGGUCACUCAAGGGAGCAGGCUUCAAUGUUUGCUCAGUUUGGAUUUGAUGGGCUGUUCUUUGGUCGCCUUGACUACCAAGACAAGAAUCAUCGUCUCAACACAUCAACAAUGGAAAUGCUGUGGCAUGGGUCACCUGAUAACUUAGGACAACAGGGUGACUUAUUUACCGGGGUAUUGCCCAAUCUUUACCAGCCUCCAAGUGGGUUUGACUUUAACCAGUACAGUUCAGAUGAUCCGUUUAUGGACGACCACCGUCUCCAUGACUACAAUGUGAAUCAGAAGGUGAAUGAUUUUCUCGAGGCCGUACAUGAUCAGGCGAAGCAUUACAAGACAAACCAUAUCGUGAUGACAAUGGGCUCAGACUUCCAAUACCAGAAUGCCCACCACUGGUACAAGAACCUCGACAAGCUUAUCAAAUACACCAACAUGCGGCAAACAACACACAGCUCCAAAGUGAACCUUCUCUAUUCAACACCCUCAUGCUACACGUACCAACUGAACCGCGCCAAUAAAACAUGGCCGACCAAGAGCGACGAUUUCUUCCCAUACGCUGACCGAGAACAUACAUUUUGGACUGGAUAUUUCACCAGCAGGGCAGCACUCAAGGGUUAUGUGAGGGAGACAAAUGCAUUUUCACAGGCCUGCAGACAGCUAGAUGCCAUGGCAAAGUUGACCGACUCGGAUAACAGUACAAUCAACAUCCAGGUUCUAAAGGAAGCAAUGGGUGUGGCCCAGCAUCAUGAUGCUGUCUCGGGUACAGAGAAACAGCAGGUUGCCUAUGACUAUGCCUUGAGGCUGGCCAAUGGCAGAAAUGAAUGCCAGAAAGUGAUGAAUGAUGCUAUGAGGAAGCUGUUACCCAAAGAGAAGGAAGGGCCGGCUGCUAUGGAGAUGAAGUACUGUGACCUUCUCAAUAUUUCUGCCUGUACUCUCACAGAACAGAACAAAGAGUUUGUGAUGAUCGUAUACAACCCACUGGGACGCACUGUGAAACACUGGGUCCGCCUUCCUGUGAUUGGCUCCGCCUACUCGGUAUUGGACCCUUCAGGAAACACAGUUGAAACACAGAUGGUGCCACUAACAAAGAGAACCACAGUGAUUCCAGAACGAAAAGGUCACAUAGCAACCAGCGAACUGGUAUUCCAAGUACAGAUACCGGCUCUUGGGUUCAGCACUUAUAUGGUCAAGAUGACACAGGGUAAGAAGAAGUUGACCAAGUCAUCAAACAUCAGAGGCUUUGUUGGCGAACCCUUCGUGAUGAAAAACAAGCAUAUGUCACUUAAGUUUGAUGGUAAAGGAAACUGGGAGAAACUGACUGAUCUACACUCUAAGAAAUCUAUCAACGUCACGAACGACAUAGUGUACUACAACGGGAUGCCAGGAAACUGUAGCAAAGGGGAGUUUCAGCCAUCAGGGGCUUACAUCUUCAGGCCAAAUGGUACCAGCCCUCAGAAAUGGACUGGUCCAUCAUCGGCAAUGAGUAUUGUUGGUCCCCUAGUUGAUGAAGUACACAUGGAGUUCAGCCCCUGGGCUACCCAGGUGACCAGGCAGUACAAGGAUGAACCGUAUGUGGAGGUUGAGUGGACAGUUGGACCCAUCCCAGUUCAAGACAAGUUGGGUAAAGAGGUGGUUGUGAGGUUUGAAACGGGACUCAACACUGACACAUACUUCUAUACAGAUGCCAAUGGCAGGGAGAUUCUCAGAAGAGUUCGUGACUACAGAGAGACCUGGGAUUUGAAUCAGACUGAGCCAGUGGCCGGCAACUAUUACCCUGUCAACAGCCGGAUUUUCCUUAGAGAUGAGGGCACUGGUAUGCAGUUCACCGUGAUGACUGACAGGUCCCAGGGUGGGGCAAGCAUACACGAUGGAGAGGUGGAACUCAUGGUGCACCGUCGCCUUUUGUAUGAUGACUGUAAGGGGGUUGGUGAACCCAUGAAUGAAACCGGCGCUGACCAACAGGGACUUAUCAUCAGAGGCAAGAUGUAUCUUCACCUUGGUCAGACAUUGGACACAGCCAAAUUUCAUCGAGACUUCGGCCUGAAAAAAUACAUGGCACCCAUUCCAGCUUUCUCCGAGACAAACAUGAAAUACCAGGAAUACUCAGCGACAUACAAUACUCAGUGGUCUGGCCUGAAGCGGGAGCUACCUGCCAAUGUGCACCUGUUGACUCUGGAGCAGUGGGGCGGCCCCACGCUGACCCCGUCCGCUACCCAGCCCUAUCUGAUACGGCUCGAGCACUUCUACGAGAUGGCAGAAGAUGCAAAACUCUCAUUACCGGUCACAGUCAGCCUACAGGACCUUUUUGCCACAUUUACGAUCGACAGUAUUGAAGAGUUGACUCUGGGUGCCAAUCUUGCCAAGGCCAGCAUGCAGAGACUCAAGUGGAACACCAUGGAUGGUGAACUCAUUACUGAUAAAGACAAGAACGUGUACAAAGUUGAAAACCGACAGAAACUUGAGGGACCACUGGAUAUUACUCUCAACCCGAUGGAGAUACGGACAUUCCAGGUUAACCUUAAAGACGGACCACCCCGCCAGAAAGUUGACAGAUUUACCGUGUUCUCGUAAUGUGAAAAUUGACUUGCCUUUCUACAAUGUCAUGUAAAGAAGGAAUGAUAAGCGUGUUGAAGUGUGAUGUUUAAGGCUUAUUUUCUGUCAUAAUGAAAAUUCCACCUUGUAUUAAAAACAUGCUUAAAAUAAUUGUUGAAAAAUGUGCCUUUUCCUUAUGAUUUAUUUUUGAUCAGCAUGAUAUGCUUAUGUGUUCUUGGUAUUAAAAUGUUUUUCCCCUAUUUAAAUAUUAUUUAUAUUUUUCCUUUCAUAUCAGUUCCUAGUUGGACUCGUGUGUACAUGUAUAUUGUUUGCUUCUGACAUAAUAAUCAUUCCAGAUAUUGCAGUCUAAAUGCUGCUAUAAAUAUUAGUAAGAUACUCAAUUGUUAUGGUUAUACCAGGAUUGCAUCAACAGUCUAUUAAUUGACAAUAAUUUUUUUUUUGUUUCAGUGCAAUAAUUCAAUGUUACGAUUAUAUAAAUAUAUAAAUGUUUGUUUUUUUCAUAUUUGGGUAAAUGAUGUAAAUUGCUAGAAAUUUUAGAAAGUAGAAAAGGGGUAUAACCAUGUAAUAAUUAGACCCUGAUUAUUGAUCCCAAAGCGGGUUUUAAUUAUCCCCAUACAUGUUGUGUAUCGCAAGACAUACAUGUUUGCACAUCAUAAUGUACUGUGAUAUUUAUUGUGCAAGUUUUUGUAAUCUUGAAGAAAUAUAUGUCUCGCAUUUAAAAUAAAUACCUUAAAAAAUA
Molecule: messenger RNA, 3843 nt
Organism: Mya arenaria
Lineage: Eukaryota; Metazoa; Mollusca; Bivalvia; Myida; Myidae
Product: lysosomal alpha-mannosidase-like
Exons: 26
Coding region: 36-3122 (1028 amino acids)
Biological process (GO): mannose metabolic process
Cellular component (GO): lysosome
Molecular function (GO): alpha-mannosidase activity; carbohydrate binding
Source: RefSeq, a predicted model, not a curated record